Molecule: messenger RNA, 3896 nt
Organism: Spodoptera exigua (beet armyworm)
Lineage: Eukaryota; Metazoa; Arthropoda; Insecta; Lepidoptera; Noctuidae
Source: the annotation of a GenBank genome assembly
AGAAAUCGCAGGACAUCUAAACGCGCAUAACCUAUACAUGUCAUGUGUAAACUGCUGUAGUGUGAUUUGAAUUUAUAUUUAAAGUGUAAAAACUUCUAUAAAAAUAUGACUGAGACAGAAGAAUACUUUCCACGUGGAGGAAAGAAGCCUACAACCACAUACUUCAAACAAAGCGCAAACUUUUUAGGGGCACCUGAGAAGGGAGAAAAGAAGAGAAAGAAGCCGAAGAAGAAGGCUGAAGGUGACGAUGGAUACUUAUCGGACGAGGGCACGAAAGAGAUUGACCAAUCGUAUAAAAAUUGCGCCAACGGUUUAAGUUAUAAGACAGUGAAAGAAGGUUUAUUGUUGCUUGGCAGAGUGAAAAAUAUUUUAGAAACUAAAGUUGUAGUCAGUUUACCAUGCAGGUUGAUAGGUUCCAUUAUGGCAUGCCAUAUCAGUGAACCAUACAACAAGUUACUUGAAGCAUAUGUUAAUGAUAAGACAGACAAGGUCCUAGAGCUAGGGCAGUUGUUCCGGCCGGGCCAGUACAUCGCUGUGAAAGUGUUGGAGGUCAAGGAUGUCAGCCUCAUGCUGUCCACCAUGCCACAGCAUGUUAAUGGGCAGACCACACUAAAAGACCUGCAAAAAGGGAACUUGAUACAAGCGGCCGUGUCGUCAGUGGAGGAUCACGGCUAUGUGAUGGACAUUGGAGUACCCAACACUACAGCUUUCCUACCUAAGGCAAAUACCAACCCAGAGAUUGAGCUGGAUGAAGGUAUGAUAUGCUGGUGCAGCAUCAAGUCAGCUCCUGGCCCUGGAGGUGGCGUGGUGACGCUGACCAACGAGCUGGUGGCGCUACAGAACUCCUGGCUGCGGAACAAGACCACCGGACCAAUGUUACCGGGGUCCAACUUGGAUUUCCUUGUUGAUACGCCCCUAGAGAAUGGUAUUGAGGGUCACGUCUUCAAGGACCUCACGGCGUACGUGCAGCGGCAACACGCUGACACCGUCAAGGGAAAGAAACCUGCGCUUGGUCAGAAGAUCCGUGCUCGUCUGCUGUAUGUGAUGCCGACCAGGAACACUCCGUUCCUGACGAUGAAGAACAUCUUCGGGAGCAGUUUCCCCGAUCUAGGUGAAGAGCAACAGCUGCGGGAUGGCCAGGUCGUCGAGGACGCGCAGGUGCUGAAGAUAACUGGAAGGUCGAUACAUUUCCGGCUGGGCGGUGGGUGCUUCGGAACUAUGAGUUUGAAGCGCAUCCAAGUGGACGAAGACUUAGCUGAUGAGGAAGUGGUCGCAAAGUCCUACCCUAUAGGCAGCACACACAAGGUCCGAGUGUUGUGUUACAACUUGUCUGACUACGUCUACUCGGUGACUGACCAGCCUGACGUCAUCGCUGAGAAGUACUUCAACCUGGAACAGCUCCGCGCCGGAGACCUGGUUGACGCCACUGUCAAGAGUGUCGCCGACAACCAUGUCCUACUCAACGUUGGCAGGGUUACAGGCUACGUAUCACAAUCGCAUCUAUCUGACUCAGGGAUUUUCACAGACCCAAAGAAGCCUUCAGUUUCAAAAUUACCGAAGAAAAAGUACAAGGUUGGUCAAGCAGUGAAAGCUCGCGUGCUGGUGGUGGACCCCACAAAGCAGACUCUAUUCCUAACCUUAAAGCCGUCACUCCUCUCGCCAGACCUUGAAAUAUUGGACAGUUACAACACCACCGCCAUCGGGAAAGUUUACACCGGAGUCAUUAAGACUAUACGAGAUUAUGUGUUGGUUCAAUUCUUCAACAACGUGAUCGCGUAUGUACCGUCUCAAUUCGUGUCCAAGGAGCCACUUGAGAACGUUUCAGAAGCAUUCCACAUUGGUCAAAUUGUAAAAUGUACGAUACUACGAGUGAAUCCUGAAGAAAACAAGAUGUCUGCCAGUUUCAUAACGCCACCGUUCAAGGAAAUCAAAGACGGAAGAGCUAACAAGCGCAAACAACAACAGAGCGAUAAUGUUCCAAAUAAAAAAAAUAAAAACAAUGACGACCUAGUAAAAGAUAAAAAGAAAACACCAAAAGAAGAAAAUAUAGAAGAAUCAGAAACCGAACACAAACCUGAAGUUGACAAGAAGAAAAAGAAGAAAGUUGUCCUAGAACAAAAGGAUGAGUCAGACCCAGGUGUAGAAGAAGAAGUCAGUAAGAAAGAUAAAAAGAAAAAAUCAAAAGAAAAAACAGCAGAAGAAUCGGACACUGAAGACAAAAAAGAAUUGGACAAGAAGAAAAAGAAAAAACCUAAAGUGGAACAGAAUGACGAGUCAGAACCAGACGCAGAAGAAGUUAGUCAGAAAGGAAAAAAGAAAAAAACAAAGAAACAGAAAGCAGACGAAUCAAACGAUGAAACAGAACGUGAAGAAAAAGACAAGAAUAAGAAGAAAAUAGAAGUUUCAGAAGAAAGUGACGCUAUAGAAACAGAUUUAAACGAAGAAGUUGAGAUACUAACACCGCAAGACCAGGCUCUGGUAGACAUGAGCACCUGCACCACAGGAAAGCAAUGCAAACGUCGCGUCGUAUCCCUGUUAAAGGCAGUGAACAACAGGCAGAAACGCCUCGAAAAGAUAGAGAGGAAGAUUAUGAGGAUAGAGGAGAAGGGCCUCACUCCGGACACAAAGCUGUUCCACACUGCGAUGCAAAACGACAGGAUCAUCGUGAAGGAGAGGCUAGCUCUGCUGAUGGAGGCUUUGACCAAAGCGCAAGCCAAGCUCAAAGAGUUUGGAGUAGAGUUCAAUAAAGAUUAUAAAAAAGAGAAACGGCAGGUAAAAGAAGAUACCGAACAGAAGAACGUUCUAGAAGUUAAAGUGUUGGAGAGCUUAGAGCCAGCGCUGGAAGCACCCAGCGCUCAGGACUUCUGGACUGCUUCAGUCGAGGACCCAAAGCCAGUAGAAGACGACGAGGACAGCAGCAGUGAAGACGAGGAUAAAGAGCAGCCUAAGAAGAAACGCAAGAAGUUGUCGGUAGCUGAGAAGUUGGCCAAGUUGCGGGAGGAGGAAGAAAGAGUGAGGGAGAUGGAGAGGAAAGCUACGGAGAGUGAGAGUCAGCCGCGUUCCAGCGAGCAGUUCGAGCGCGCCCUCCUCGCGCAUCCCAACUCCAGCCAGCUCUGGAUCGCGUAUAUGGCUUUCCAUCUUCAGGCUGCAGAUAUCGAGAAAGCGCGCAACGUCGGCCGAAGAGCACUGUCCACAAUGUCCUUCCGAGAGGUACUGGAGAAGUUCAACGUGUAUGUCGCCAUGCUCAGCGUCGAGUGCAGAUUCGGUACCAAGGAAUCCUUACAGAAGGUACUAGAGGAAGCACUUCAAAUGAACGAACCACAGAAGAUCCACUCGAAACUGCUCGACAUUUACGUGGAGACAGGCAAGCAUCAGGACUUGGUCGCGUUGGUGGAGCUGAUGAUGAGGAAGUACAAGCGUGAGCCCAGCAUGUACAUACAGUGCGGGGCUGCCUGCUUCCAACUUGGGCUUGUGGAGAAGGCGCGCCAGGUGAUGCAAAAAGCUAUUUCUCUACUCGACAAAAAAGAACAUGUGACGGUACUAGUCCAGUUCGCGUUGAUGGAGAACCGUAACGGCGGCCGGGAGCGAGCGGAGGCUCUGUUCGAGCAGGUACUGGCGGUGUACCCCGCCCGCGUCGAUGUAUGCAGCACUUACGUCGAUAUGCUGGUGAAAAACGGUGAUAAGGAGCAUGUCAGGCAAGUAAUGGAGCGCAUGACAUCGCAAACGUUGCCGGCGAGGAAAAUGAAGAUUUUGUACAAGAAGUGGAUCGAGGUGGAGGAGAGGAUGGGAGACCACGACCAGGCCGAGGUCAUACGGCAGCGAGCCGCGCAGUACAUGGAGAAAGCCAAGUUUUAAACUCAUGUGAUCGAACUUAUAAUUAAAUAUCUCAUUUCAAA